Saccostrea cuccullata (small rock oyster) is the source of this 707-nucleotide messenger RNA. RefSeq lists its product as uncharacterized. NCBI's taxonomy places the organism in Eukaryota, Metazoa, Mollusca, Bivalvia, Ostreida, Ostreidae. The coding region runs from base 279 to 641 and encodes 120 amino acids. The record is from RefSeq and is a predicted model, not a curated record. The transcript has 2 exons.
AUUAUGAUUUUCUUUAUACAGAAAAUCAUAUUGUACCCUGUUUGAGUUACUUUGAGAAGCAAUAAGAUGUGAUCGGAAACUAAUUGCAAGUAAUUCUCAUGUUUUGAUACUCAGGACUGACUUGCCCUCAGUGCACCCAUCUGGUUUUAACAGACUACGCCCCAUUUAUCAGUGAUGGCCUCGGUAUCACGGAUUUUCUAUGUGCCAGUUUCCCUCCUAACCAGAAAGUUUACAACAUCAGUGAAGUGCAGUGCCCGACUAAUCAAACGUCUGGAAAGAUGUACAGAUGUGGAGCCGUGAAUGGUACCUUGACAGUAACAGUUCACAUUCCUUUAUAUGGAUCGAAUGAAACAAAGAUGGCUGAAGUUUCACAAAGAGAUUGUGUAUCAAUUGAUCCUGAUAUUCCUAUCAGCUGUAUGAUGCAGAAAAACGUGUCUGUAGACAGAGACAAAUGGGGUUUGGUGGAUAUAGGGGUUCCUGGCUUUGAAAUCGUCGACGUAAAAUUUAGUGGAAUCAGAUGUCUUACAGAUGAAAAGACCAUCAUGCAUUAUAACUCUACUACAAUGAGCAUGCGCUUGGUGAACACUUCGAUUUUCAUUUUUUUGGGAAUAGCUCUGCACAUCCAAAAAGUAUAUUUUUAACUUUUUUUCAAAACUAUUUUAGAAUAUGUUUAAUUUCGUUUCACUUAAAAUCAAUAAAUGGCAUCU